GACCAGUAGGAGUUUAGAACUUCAGAUAGAGAAGGAAGAUCUGACUCCGAAAAAACCCUCUCUUUUUCUUUCUGUACACCACAAAUUUUCUCGCGAUCCAAACACGUUUCGUCGCUGAGAAAAUCCAAUCGAAUCCAAAAGAUGUCUUCGACAUUCAGCGGUGAUGAAACUGCUCCUUUCUUCGGCUUCCUCGGGGCCGCUGCUGCCCUCGUCUUCUCCUGUAUGGGAGCUGCGUAUGGGACAGCGAAGAGUGGUGUUGGAGUGGCGUCGAUGGGUGUGAUGAGGCCAGAACUGGUGAUGAAGUCGAUCGUUCCUGUUGUUAUGGCUGGAGUGUUAGGUAUUUAUGGAUUGAUCAUUGCUGUUAUCAUCAGCACUGGUAUUAACCCUAAGGCCAAGUCCUAUUACCUGUUUGAUGGUUAUGCUCAUCUUUCCUCUGGUCUCGCUUGUGGCCUCGCUGGCCUCUCUGCUGGAAUGGCGAUUGGGAUCGUCGGGGAUGCCGGUGUUAGAGCUAAUGCACAGCAGCCAAAACUUUUUGUUGGAAUGAUCCUCAUUCUCAUCUUUGCUGAAGCCUUGGCCCUGUAUGGUCUGAUUGUUGGCAUCAUAUUGUCUUCUCGAGCUGGUCAAUCCAGAGCAGACUGAGAAGAUGGUUUUCUUAACCCCAAAAGAACGAAAAAGUUAGAACAGCACUUGCAGGGUUCUUCAAAUUCUUCAGUUUAAAAGUAAUUACCACCCUAUUACAUUCAUUUUGUGGCUAUUCAGUGCUGUUUGUAGAAUAGGCUUUUGAGUUUAUCUGCCGAAUAAAGCUUUGUUAAGUUCUUGUUUGGUUUUAUCUAUUGCUGUACUUUGCCAUUACAACUUCAGACCUCUGGGGACUAUUAUUUUGGAACUAAUGUGUGUAUCAUUUAUUAUUUAUUAAAUAUGGAAUCGACUAUUGUGUGUUUUUUUUUU
Molecule: messenger RNA, 948 nt
Organism: Camellia sinensis
Lineage: Eukaryota; Viridiplantae; Streptophyta; Magnoliopsida; Ericales; Theaceae
Product: V-type proton ATPase 16 kDa proteolipid subunit
Biological process (GO): proton transmembrane transport
Cellular component (GO): proton-transporting V-type ATPase, V0 domain
Molecular function (GO): proton-transporting ATPase activity, rotational mechanism
Source: RefSeq, a predicted model, not a curated record